AGCCGAAGAUGGCACAACCUGAAAGCACAGUCAUAAACACCGAAGUGAAACAGAAAGACCCCAGCAAGGCACUGGUCAUUGCGGUGACCACCAGAGCCAUCUUCAACCUGGAGGAGGAGCACAAGCUCUACCUGGAGAAGGGCAAGGACGAGUACACAAGGCACCAGCAGGCCAACCAGGACAAGCCCCUGCCACCAGGCACAGCCUUUGCCUUCAUCCAGGCAGUGCAGUAUGUGAACAAGAAGAUUCUAGAGAGCAACCCCUCAGAGAAGGACCUCUUUGACAUCCUGGUGCUCUCCAACAACAGCCCAGAGAGCAGUGUGCGCAUCAUCAACAGCGCCAAGCACUACGGCCUGGAGAUCUCCAAGUUCUGCUUCGUCAGUGACGAGGACUCCACACAGUACCUGAAGUCCCAUGGGGUCAAGCUCUUCCUCUCAGCUGACAGGACAGAUGUCUGCAAUGCCCUCCGGAGAGGGGUCUCGGCAGCGCUUGUCUUCCAGCAGGAGGUGCAGGCCCCCAGCACCCUGCUCCGCGUGGUGUUCGACGGGGAUGCUGUGCUCUUCUCCGAUGAGACGGACCAGGUCUUCCGGGAGCAAGGGCUGGAGGGGGCAGUGCAGUAUGAGCGGGUGAUGGAGGCUGUACCCCUGGGAGAGGGUCCCCUGAAGGCUUUUGCCAUGCACCUUGGGAAAAUGCGCAAGAAGUUCAGCCAGGAAGAAUCCCCAAUCCGCACCUACCUGGUGACUGCCCGCAGUGGCCGGGACAUGGGCAUCCGAGCCAUCAGGACACUCCGGGAAUGGGGUCUGGCCAUCGACGAGGCUUUCUUCAUGGAUGGGGCUCCCAAGGGCCCCAUCCUCACCCAGAUCCAGCCCCACAUUUUCUUUGACGAUGGGCUUCAUAACAUCCAGGGGGCUCAAAAUGUGGGUGUACCCUCUGCUUGGGUCCCCUCCUGCUGCUGA
Molecule: messenger RNA, 956 nt
Organism: Balearica regulorum gibbericeps (East African grey crowned-crane)
Lineage: Eukaryota; Metazoa; Chordata; Aves; Gruiformes; Gruidae
Product: cytosolic 5'-nucleotidase 1A
Biological process (GO): nucleotide metabolic process; adenosine metabolic process
Cellular component (GO): cytoplasm; cytosol
Molecular function (GO): nucleotide binding; 5'-nucleotidase activity; magnesium ion binding
Source: RefSeq, a predicted model, not a curated record